Molecule: messenger RNA, 1004 nt
Organism: Vitrella brassicaformis
Lineage: Eukaryota; Vitrellaceae
Source: the annotation of a GenBank genome assembly
UAAUAUAUACACACAUUCAUAGAUGCAUCGUUCGAGCAGCUGACCGACCAGUCAGUCCACCACGCUUCAUCCAUUGUGUCCCCAGCACCGUGCACUGCACACACGCACAUGCACGAAACAAAGGCUACCCUCUCUAUCUAUCUAGCUGACUAGGCUUUGCUCCGCCAUCAUGCGAUUGGCCCAGCCUACUGCCGGCCGCUCACGCCUUGACGCACGACUCGCAGCAGUCACCAGGCCUGACAGAUCAAAACAGGAAGGACCACACACACUCGUCGCUCUAUAUGGUGGUGGGAUUGGAUUCCUCUCUGCAGACCAGAUCCCUUACGAGAACUUGGUCUUGAGUCCAUUCUCCUCGACGCACCACGGCAUUGCGAAGCACCGCACGUUGAUGCAGUUCUCGUGCGCUGCAGAACACACACACAUCGCCGUACGCCCCGCCAUCUUUCAGUGUGUUCUGCUCUCUCUCCCGUGUCACCUUGUGCGUGCGGCUCGACGAGGAAUGGGCUGUCAUACGAGUUGUCCAUCUCGAAGGGUCCUUUGCACACCGGGCAGCACUGCUCAGGAGUGCGCUUCAGCUCCAGCGGUGCGAGGCACUUGAUGUCGGCACACUCCACCCUCGCACAACCGGGGGGAGGCGGGGGAGGCACUACUCACAGAGAGUACAAACAGAUGCAGCCAGCCAUGUGGAUCUGUGAGAGAUCUCGGUGAGAUCUGUGUUCAGAAGAAGCGGCGAGCGGUGCGCACCUUUCCAUGGUUCCUCAGAUCCCUCGACGGUGCCGUCGUUCCAACGGGUGUCCCGCUUCAAACGAAGGGCACAGCACACCUGCAUGCCAUGGACUCACCCACACACAGGGAUCCAUUGAUGAGAUCUGCAGGGCUGUCUGGGUGUGUGGAAUGUUGCGGGUUAUCUUACGGUGGCGAGGAAGGUCAACGAGAUGGCGGCCUUGACGAACAUCGGGAAGACCUUUCAACCCUGCGGGAUGUUUGGCUUUUGCUCCUCAAGG